AUGAUGGAUUCUUCACUUACGGAGAUUGACUGUGCAGAGCCAACACUACCAGCCAGUCUGAUCCCAUCCAGUGAUCGCUUAACUUCACCCCAAGAAGUUCUCGCAUCCUCUUUGGAAAGCACUGCACCAGUAACGGGCUGCCUUGUUAUGGAGGACAAAUCACCCAAGUGCUCAUGUGAAAAAGAGGAAGAUGUGCCAACUUCCGUAGCAACGGACAAAAACAACGAUAAGGAUCCGUCUGGUCCUGUAUCAGGAGCGGGUCUGACCGAGAAGGAAUUCUGCCCCAUGAUGAAAGAACACAAAACCGCAUUUCAAAACAUUUUAAAGCAAGACCUGGAGGUGGACCAGGAAAAGAAAAAUAAUAAAGAGCAGAGUGAGGAAGCACCAGCUGUGGUUCCCAGUAGGAAAGGGAGUUCACCCACUGCAGGUGGCAUUAAAGCAGAUAAAACAAAGCAAAAUGAGCCUGACUCUCCUAAUGAGAAAGAAGUGGAGGCUGAAUUUCUGAGGUUGUCUUUAGGUUUUAAAUGUGACUUGUUUACCUUGGACAAGAGAGUGAGGCUUGAAGAAAGGUCCCGAGACUUGGCUGAAGAAAACUUGAAAAAGGAGAUCACAAAUGCUCUAAAGAUGUUAGAGGCUUUAGCUCCUUUGUGUGAAGAAGAUAACCAAGCGCAAGAGAUUAUUAAGAAGUUGCAGAAAAGCUUGCAGUUCCUUAGCCAGUAUGCAGCCCGAGUUGCCAGUAGAGCAGAGAUGUUGGGAGCUAUUAAUCAGGAGAGCCGUGUCAGCAAGGCUGUGGAAGUAAUGAUUCAACACGUGGAAAACCUGAAGCGCAUGUACACAAAAGAACAUGCAGAACUUGAGGAGCUGAAACAGGUCCUGCUCCAGAAUGAGAGAUCCUUUAGUUCUCUUGGAGAUCGAGAUGAAUCUACAAAUAAAAAGCUACCAAAUUCUUUUAACUUUAAGCCAUCAUCAUCCCUUCGAAGAGUUAGCAUCGCAACGUUGCCCAGGAGUGCUGCAAAUGCAGGCAUUGGGUUGCCACUGGCCCAAUUCCAUGAACCUGACGGAGAUGAACGGAGUGAUAAAUUCGGCAGGAGAUCAAGCAGUUGGGGACGACUGGGAGCAAAGCAAAAUGAGAAGCGUCCUUCACUACAGCGGUUCAUUAGCACAUAUUCCUGGGCAGAGGACGAAGACAAAUGUGCUGAAACAAAAAAUGAGCAGUUGGAAUCACCUGCUGAAGUACAAGAAGAACCAUCAAACAAGGAAAGUAUCUCUGAAAAAGGAAAAUGUUCAUCAAAAUGGAGCCUAGAGUCAGCGUGCAAUUUAAUGUCAUCGUUGGCAUCCCACUUCAAGACUUCCUUUUCCAACGCUAACAAAACUCUCUGGGUUUCUGUUUCCAUCCUGGUACUGCUUGCUGCUCUUACAAGCUUCCUCACUGGGCUGUCUCUUCAAAGACCAGCAGACGCAGCACCUGUAGGAACUGGGGACUCCUGGACCUCACUACAGCAACUGUUGUGGCCAUAUACAGGACUUCAACACAAUGGACCACCCCCAGUAUAA
Aptenodytes forsteri (emperor penguin) is the source of this 1554-nucleotide messenger RNA. It is a transcript of the gene IRAG2, whose product is annotated as lymphoid restricted membrane protein. Gene Ontology annotation, cellular component: endoplasmic reticulum membrane. NCBI's taxonomy places the organism in Eukaryota, Metazoa, Chordata, Aves, Sphenisciformes, Spheniscidae. The record is from RefSeq and is a predicted model, not a curated record. The coding region runs from base 1 to 1554 and encodes 517 amino acids. The transcript has 17 exons.